AUGGGUAAGAGAUUUGAAACAAUUGCUGCAACAGCUUGUAUGACAACUCUUUUGAUGCUGUUCAAUUUUGUUUUUUGGUGCACGGGAAUCGCGAUGCUAUGUGUCGGAAUAUUAAUGCGGAUACAACUUCGUGAUUAUGUUGACAUGAGUGUUGAAGGAAGUGGUGCAGCCUUACUUGGCCUGGCUUGUUUGGGAGGUCUGGUAGUUCUUGCUGCAACUCUUGCCUGUUGCUGUACCGCACGCGGACAUCCGGCUUUGUUGUAUCUGUAUGGUGGAUUCCUAGCGGUCGUGGCAUUAUUGGAACUAGGUGCGGGUGCAUCUGUUUAUGCUUAUCGAACCACACUAACUGAGGGCUUUGAUCAAGGAUUAAAUGACAGCAUGGCACUUUAUGGAAUCGAUAAAGCUAAAAGCGCUCAUAUUGAUGUCAUGCAAUCAACGCUUCACUGUUGCGGAAAUCGAGCUUAUACUGAUUGGUCUGAAAUGAAGCCUCCGAAGAAAAUUCCCCAGACUUGCUGCAAAUCCCGCGACAAGUGUGCCAUUGACAACAUAAAUGACAUUUACGAUGAAGGCUGUUACGACCUGGUGAUCGAUUUUAUUAAUAGUAAUAUUGGUCUGGUAGCUGGAAGUGCUGUCGGGGUGGCUUUCUUCCCAUUGAUUGGAGUAUUUUUGGCAUGUUGCCUCGCAAGUAAUAUUAACAAAGCUAAGUACGAGCAAGUGGCUUAA
This is a messenger RNA of Cotesia congregata, 723 nucleotides long. The record is from the annotation of a GenBank genome assembly. NCBI's taxonomy places the organism in Eukaryota, Metazoa, Arthropoda, Insecta, Hymenoptera, Braconidae.